GUGUGAGGGCGCAGCAGCCAGUCUCAGAGUCGCUCACCGACCAUGACGCGCCGGAGCGCCUUUACGCAGGCAGGAUGUCCACAGUGUGCGAAUAAUUCCAGCGUCCAGCAGCACUCCGGAGAGAAAAUAACUAUGUUUUAGUGCUUCCUCUGCUCAUAUUGUGGAUACAAAGGCAGGCCCGCAGAGUGGAAGUGGAUCGAGAGAACAGACUCGUUCUUCAGAGCAGCAGCGAUGGAGGAGCAGCGGGAUCUGAACAGCACGGAUAGCAGCGAGGGAGAGAGCGUGUCCCCGUCCCCCAGCCUGCCCUCGCCGCCCAUACUGCCUCUGCAGGUGGCCCAGCAGGCCCACCGAACCACCAACUUUUUCAUCGACAACAUCCUGCGGCCGGACUUCGGCUGUAAGAAGGAGCACGGCCUGGGCCCGCGGGAGAGGGCGCACACCUCCGGCCGGGAACGCGUCCAUCCGGCGGUCAGCAGGCCGAGCCUCCCCGGGACGCCGUGCCAGGACUCCAACUGCAGCACCGACAGCUCCUCGUCCUCCGCCUCCUCCGCCUCUUUGACGAGUCCCAAAAAGAGCAGCGGCGGCGGCGGAGGAGGAGCCGCGGCGGCCGCUGGCUCCACCGGAGGCAGCGGCGUCAAAGCCGAGGAGAGGACAGGCGGCGUGGCCGCGGAGAACAACUCGUCCUCGCUGGUGGUGCUGAACGGCUCCGGCGCGGCAACACCGGAGAGCCAGCCGCUGCUGUGGCCGGCCUGGGUGUACUGCACCCGGUACUCGGACCGGCCCUCAUCUGGCCCAAGGACACGGAAACUGAAAAAGUCCAAAAGCGGGAAGGAGGACAAGCGGCCGCGCACCGCCUUCACGGCCGAGCAGCUGCAGAGACUGAAGACGGAGUUCCAGGUGAACCGCUACAUCACGGAGCAGCGGCGCCAGUCUCUGGCCCAGGAGCUCAACCUGAACGAGUCCCAGAUCAAGAUCUGGUUCCAGAACAAGCGGGCCAAGAUCAAAAAGGCCAGCGGCUUCAAGAACGGGCUGGCGCUGCAGCUGAUGGCGCAGGGACUGUACAACCAUUCCACCACCACCAUCCAGGAGGACAAGGAGGACAGCGACUGAGACACACACACACACACACACACACACACACACACACACACACACACACACCGUGUACAUUGUAAAUAGAUAUGAUCUAAUUUAAUGACGAGGAGGAGGGAGCCUCUUCUUCACCUCCUCCUCCUCCUCCUCCUCACUGCAGAACAGACUGCCGCUCCUGACGGACCUGCCACCGCAACAAAACCAAAGAUUUUAUCGGAAACAGAGCCUGGACCCGGACAGACAGACAGACAGAACCACAGCUUCUCCUUUAGACCCGUGCUGUCUCCUCCUCUUCCUCCUCUUCCUCCUCCGCCGGCUGCUGUCUCAGCUCCGGUUCUGACCCCACAAACACCGCGAGAUCAGCCCGCGGCCUCGUUCUUAGACUCGUGUUGUGUUCUGGACCGACUGAGCUGAGCUGUGAUAAUCCUACUGAACACUGCACCCGAAACAGAACCGCAUCGCUCAGGACCAUUACAGGAAUAUUUAACACAGAAUUAUUUACAUUUCUACAGUUGAAAUUCAGGAUGUUUUGGUGCAAAAAUAUUAAUAUUUGGUGAUUUUCUGACCAAAAGAAUAAACGAAUAAUAAACGAUUCUGCGUGUUAGCAGCAGAAUCUCGCUCCUGUCGGCGAACAGAAGGUCUGGAACAUAAACGGAGACCAUAAACAAACAUUAAAAAAUAAUUAAUAUAAUAUUUAAGAGAGAGAAAAGUGACGUGUG
Messenger RNA from Acanthopagrus latus (yellowfin seabream), 1811 nucleotides. RefSeq names its product homeobox protein engrailed-1-B-like. Lineage: Eukaryota; Metazoa; Chordata; Actinopteri; Spariformes; Sparidae. Gene Ontology annotation, cellular component: nucleus. The coding region runs from base 232 to 1110 and encodes 292 amino acids. Gene Ontology annotation, molecular function: DNA-binding transcription factor activity, RNA polymerase II-specific; RNA polymerase II cis-regulatory region sequence-specific DNA binding. Gene Ontology annotation, biological process: neuron differentiation; regulation of transcription by RNA polymerase II; multicellular organism development. The record is from RefSeq and is a predicted model, not a curated record. The transcript has 2 exons.